AUGUCCUCAUACUUCAGACGCUGCAACUCCAUCCGUGUAGAAAGUGGAAACUGGAUCCUGUAUGAACAUCCCAAUUACAGAGGACACCAAUAUUUCCUUCAUAGGGGAGAAUAUCCUGACUUUCAACAAUGGAUGGGUUAUAAUGAUUCCAUUAGGUCUUGUCGCCUUAGUCCCCAGCAUCAAGGUUCAUUUAGGAUCAGGAUCUAUGAGAGAGAAGACUUCAGAGGUCAGAUGAUGGAAUUCACUGAAGAUUGUCCUCAUAUCUAUGAGCGAUUCCGCUAUCAUGAUAUUCAUUCCGCCCAUGUACAAGAUGGAUACUGGAUGUUCUACGAGGAGCCCAACUACAGAGGACGUCAGUAUUACCUGAGACCUGGAGAGUACAGAAGAUACACUGACUGGGGAGCCACAGACCCAAGAAUUGGCUCCAUCAGACGUCUCCAUCAUUCCUACUAG
Staurois parvus is the source of this 453-nucleotide messenger RNA. NCBI's taxonomy places the organism in Eukaryota, Metazoa, Chordata, Amphibia, Anura, Ranidae. The record is from the annotation of a GenBank genome assembly.